UAUUUUGCAUUUUUGGAUAAUCCACAUAUUUUCUGCGCGCCAUAAAAAAUAAAAAGGAAACAAAGAUAGAAAGAAUUUUUGGCGCAGGGUCAAAAAAAUUGUGUAACGGAACUCAUUCACUCUUCGUCGAUGCACCUCCACAAUCUUCCUCGCUCUCCUCCUUCUUCCUCUGGGAACGCAUUAUUUCUCGUUGGUCAGCAUGUAAGUAGGUGGAAGAGUAGUUAUUAUGAAUGUGAGUUAAACACUAGAGUUUUCGAUAAUAGAUUAUUAUUCCGUAAGAAUCAGAGACACAGAGGUGCGAAGAAGAAAUGUUUAGGAGCGUCCGUAUACUGUUCCAGCGAUGUUCCCAAUAGUUCUUCACUGCCUUCUAUUCAGCAACUCAGUGAUGCACGGGUUAUAUAUUCCGUAGCUCCAUCCAUGGGCCACAAUCAGGAGUCUCAUCCAGAAUCACAUUUUAGAGUUCCUGCAAUUGUGAAAGCUCUGGAAGAAAUGAAACUCACUUCAAAGUUCCGUGGCUCUGAGGUCGUUGAACUUCAACAUUUUGAGCCUGCUACGAUCGAUGACAUUGCAAGUGUGCAUGCAAGAGCCUAUGUUUCUGGGCUUGAAAAGGUUAUGGAUCAAGCUUUGGAGAAGGGCCUUAUUUUCAUAGAAGGUUCUGGACCAACAUAUGCUACUUCCACUACCUACCAGGAGUCAAUUGUAGCAGCUGGUGCUGGAUUGGCCUUAGUUGACUCAGUGGUUGCAGCUUCAAAGAUAAAUAAAGAUUCGCCUACUGGUUUUGCUUUGAUAAGACCACCAGGACAUCACGCUGUUCCAAAAGGACCUAUGGGCUUCUGCAUUUUUGGAAAUGUGGCCAUUGCGGCUCGUCAUGCUCAGCAUGUUCAUGGACUGAAGCGUGUGUUUAUAAUUGACUUUGAUGUUCACCAUGGGAAUGGAACCAAUGAUGCUUUCUAUGAUGAUCCAGAUGUAUUUUUCCUUUCCUUCCAUCAAGAUGGAAGCUAUCCAGGUACUGGCAAAUUUGACGAGGUGGGUGCUGGGGAUGGUGAAGGAACUACACUAAACCUGCCUCUUCCUGGAGGUUCAGGUGAUACUGCUAUUAGAACUUUGUUCGAUGAAGUUAUUGUACCUUGUGCUCAAAGAUUUAAGCCAGACAUUAUUCUUGUUUCUGCUGGGUAUGACGGCCAUGUUUUGGAUCCACUAGCAAAUCUUCAAUAUACAACGGGAACAUAUUACAUGCUUGCGUCCAGUAUUAAACAACUAGCGCAAAACUUAUGUGGGGGCCGAUGUGUAUUUUUCUUGGAAGGAGGAUAUAAUCUCAAGUCUCUCUCAUAUUCAGUGGCAGACACAUUUCGCGCACUUCUCGGGGACAAAAGCUUGGCAUCUGAGUUUGAUAACCCAAACAUUUUGUAUGAAGAACCAACAAUAAAGAUUAAGCAAGCAAUUCAGAGGAUUAAACACAUACAUUCCCUGUGAUGUUGAAUUUCAAAACCCAACAUCUGUUUAGCAUUACAUUUUUCAUUUUCUGUGGGUUCCAUCCCAAGUUAAUGUCUAAAUCCCUUGUGCGGGCAUCGUCCCACUUGUUACAUAGAAGAAGCCAAUUCAUGGUGCAUGAUUGCUGUGGCAUGUGCCCUUGAAUAAGAACUUUAUACCUGUCAUAACACUUGUCAAUAUAAAUUAAUCUAUUUUGGCACAAGAUUAUGAAAAGUUUUUUAUCUGUAAA
Messenger RNA from Cicer arietinum (chickpea), 1720 nucleotides. RefSeq names its product histone deacetylase 14, chloroplastic. The record is from RefSeq and is a predicted model, not a curated record. Gene Ontology annotation, molecular function: histone deacetylase activity. Lineage: Eukaryota; Viridiplantae; Streptophyta; Magnoliopsida; Fabales; Fabaceae. Gene Ontology annotation, cellular component: histone deacetylase complex; cytoplasm. Gene Ontology annotation, biological process: epigenetic regulation of gene expression.